GGAAGUAGAUAUUUCUCCGAAGGCGGAAGUCUGAACUCCUGUGGAGCUGCUUUCAUUUUUUUUUCUCCCUUUCUCGUCUUAAUCCUCGUAAUUCCCGCAGCCUCUCGGUGGGCGUUGCGGAGCGGGAUUCUCUCUGGUUUUUCACUCGCGGUGGCAGGUCCGGAGCGCGGAGCGAUCGGAUCUCUGUUGAUCCUGAGUAUCUGAGCAGAUUUUAGGCGGAAAAACAAAAUGAGGGCACGGAACUUGAAGGUCUCCGUCACGAAAGUAGCUGUUUCAUACUGUACUCUCUUGACUCUACAUGAGAAUUGAUCCUACCUUUUCUACUGUAUGAUCCAGUAAGAAAAAUCAACAAAACCAGCAAAAGGAUUACAGGGAUCCAUAUGAGUGAACUUGGUUCUAGUUUCCCAACAACGUUUUAAGCUGCCUGAUUCAAUUUGGAGGAACAGACAUGAGUGGCUCCAAACCUGAUAUUCUGUGGGCUCCACACCAUGUUGAUAGAUUUGUUUUAUGUGACUCAGAACUCAGUCUCUAUCGUAUUGAAUCUGCAGUAAGUUCAGAACUCAAAGCAGGAUCACUGCGUUUAUCUGAAGAAACUGCAGCUACUCUUUUGUCCAUUAAUUCAGAGACUCCAUAUUUGAAAUGUGUGGCUUGGUAUCCAAAAUUUGACCCUGAAUGUCUACUGGCAGUUGGGCAAGCUAAUGGUCGAGUUGUUUUGACUAGCCUUGGCCAAGACCACAAUUCAAAAUGCAAAGAUUUGAUAGGAAAAGAAUUCGUUCCAAAGCAUGCUCGACAAUGUAACACCCUGGCAUGGAAUCCAUUGGACAGUAACUGGCUUGCUGCUGGCUUGGAUAAACAUCGAGCUGAUUUUUCAGUAUUGAUCUGGGAUAUAAGUAGUAAAUAUACUCCAGAAAUUUCAAUUGCCACUGAGAAAUUAAGGCUUUCAAGUGAUAUUGAAUCAGGAUUGGUUGUAACAAAAUCACUGUAUGAAUUAGGUCAGAAUGAUGCUUGUCUUUCUCUUUGUUGGCUUCCACGAGAUCAGAAACUUCUUUUAGCUGGAAUGCACCGAAACCUGGCUAUUUUUGACCUUAGAAACACGAGCCAAAAAAUGUUUGUGAACACCAAAGCUGUUCAGGGUGUUACUGUUGAUCCAUACUUCCAUGAUCGUGUGGCUUCCUUUUAUGAAGGUCAGGUUGCCAUAUGGGACCUUAGAAAAUUUGAGAAACCUGUACUAACACUGACAGAACAACCAAAACCUUUAAUAAAAGCAGCGUGGUGUCCUACAAGAACAGGUUUAUUAGCUACUUUAACCAGAGAUAGUAAUGUCAUCAAGCUCUAUGAUAUGCAGCAUACUCCCACGCCAAUAGGGGAUGAAACAGAACCUACAAUCAUUGAAAGAAGUGUUCAGCCUUGUGAACACUGUAUUGCUUCCUUUGCCUGGCAUCCCUCAAGUCAAAAUCGAAUGGUUGUUGUGGCUUCUAACAGGUCUAUGUCAGAUUUCACUGUGUUUGAAAGAAUCUCUCUGGCAUGGAGCCCAGUUACUUCUUUAAUGUGGGCUUGUGGAAGACAUUUGUAUGAAUGCACAGAAGAAACUAGAUCUUUUGAAAAAGACAUAGCCACCAAAAUGCGCCUCAGGGCUUUAUCCAGAUAUGGCCUAGACACAGAACAGGUCUGGAGAAACCAUAUUCUUGCAGGAAGUGAAGACCCGCAACUGAAGUCACUUUGGUACACUCUGCACUUUAUGAAGCAAUAUGCUGAUGAUAUGGAUCAGAAAUUCACAGGAAACAAAGGAUCCUUGGUUUAUGCAGGCAUCAAAUCUAUAGUGAAAACUUCUAUGGGAACAACAGAGAACUUGAGGCACAGCCGAAGUGGAUCUGACAGACAUGCAGAUAUUAUUCAGUAUAUGAGUGAAGAAAGAUCAUUGGCUUUGCAGCUUUGUGGAUGGGUAAAGAAGGGGGCAGAUCUGGAUGUGGAACCCUUUCUGUGUUCUUUGGAGCAAGAAGGAGAUUGGGAGCGAGCUGCUGCUGUAGCGUUAUUCAAUUUGGACAUCCGACGAGCAAUACAGAUAAUGAACAAAGGAGCAUCUUCUGGCAAAGGUGAUCUAAAUCUUAAUGUGGUGGCUAUGGCAUUGUCAGGCUAUACAGAUGAAAAGAAUUCCUUGUGGAGAGAAAUGUGCAGCACUCUUAGGUUGCAGCUAAACAAUCCUUACUUAUGCGCCAUGUUUGCUUUCUUGACCAGUGAAUCAGGCUGUUAUGAUGGGGUUUUGAAUGAAAGUAAUGUAGCUGUACGAGACAGAGUGGCGUUUGCUUGUAAAUUCUUAACUGAUAUACAGCUAAACAGAUUCGUUGAAAAACUAACAAAUGAAAUGAAAGAGGCUGGAAAUCUUGAAGGAAUCCUACUGACAGGACUCACAAACGAUGGAGUUGAUCUGAUGGAAAGUUAUGUAGAUAGAACAGGGGAUGUUCAGACAGCAAGCUAUUGUAUGCUGCAGGGUUCUCCCUCUGAAGUGCUCAAAGAUGAUCGAGUUCAGUAUUGGAUUGAAAGUUACCGGAAUCUGUUGGAUGCAUGGAGAUUUUGGCAUAAACGAGCUGAAUUUGACAUUCAUCGAAGUAAACUGGAUCCCAGCUCAAAACCUUUGGCACAGGUAUUUGUAAGUUGCAACUUUUGUGGAAAAUCAAUCUCUUAUAGUUGCUCAACUAUACCACAUCAAGGCCGAGGUUUCAGUCAGUAUGGUGUAAGUGGAUCACCAACCAAAUCCAAAGUCACAAGUUGUCCUGGUUGCCGCAAACCUCUUCCUCGCUGUGCUCUUUGUCUGAUAAAUAUGGGUACUCCAGUUUCCUGCUGCCCAGGAGGAUCCAAGUCAGAUGAAAAAGUGGAUCUCAGCAAGGACAAGAAGUUAGCUCAGUUCAACAACUGGUUUACUUGGUGUCACAACUGCAGGCAUGGUGGUCAUGCUGGACAUAUGCUCAGCUGGUUCAGAGAUCAUAAUGAAUGCCCUGUUUCUGCAUGUUCCUGUAAGUGUAUGCAGCUGGAUACAACAGGAAAUCUCAUCCCAGCAGAGGUGGUUCAGCCAUAAAGUAGAGCUUUUCUAAGAAUUUUCACAACAUCUCUAAUAUGUGUCCUUCACAGUCCAAAUACAUACCUCAGAACAAGUUAUUCAUGACUUCCUUAUAACAGGCAUAUAAAUCAUUUUAUCGCAUCAGCAAUUUGUGCAGAUGUUUUUUGAUGUGUUUCGCAUAUUCAAGUUCUUCUUGGCUAAGUUUUUCAGACAUGUCAUGUGGGUUUUAUUCAGUGAUUUGUGAAGUAAUUCUUUUCAGAAGGUUCAUUGAAAUUUAGAGGAAGACUUAUGCUAUCUGCACCUUGAUCUCCAUCUAAGAUAAAGUACCAUUGAACACUCUUUUUAUGAAUUUUACAAACUUUCAGGAAACUGUUCACUGGGAGGCAAAUAAGUGUGUAUUAGAUGUAUUUUACACUUUUUCUAUUAGUAUUUUUUCUUAUAUCUGAGAAAGUUUCUAUGUUUUAUUUGCUCACAGUAUAGUAGAAUUAGCUACAAUUCUGUGACAAUCUUUGAUUAGCUUAAGUUUUACUUAGUUUGAAUAAAUAGUAAAACUGAAAUUCAGUUACUGUGAAUUAGUAUAUUAAUUUGAAUAUUGCUUUGAGUUAGGACAACCAUUUCUAUCACAGAAUUUGAAUGAACAAUCUGAAAAAAAAUAGCUUUAAUCACUGUUAUAGGUUCCACUUUUUUAUUAUUAUACUAAUGGUUUUUGCACCAAAUAUUUCACUGCAAGUGUUUCUCCGUUGAUUAAAAUCUGUUCAACAUACAAUGGAAGCUUUGUAAAUAUGUUACCAACAACAAAACAGUAAAUUGAUUGGAAUAACAAGUGUAUUCAUUUUAUGGUCUUGCUGACAAAAUUGAUUUUUUUUUACCCCUUAUACAUUCAGCACUGUAGGAUCAGGAAGGGAAGGAAAAUACCAUCCUGCAUGAGUAGAAAUUAAUUUGGAUAACAUUGGGUAUAUCCUGGUAUACUUAUUAGUCUACAUAUUUUCUAUCAAUUACUAAUUUAACAAGGAUGCUAUUCAAAAUUUCAGUAGAUAACUAGAAACCCUCUACUUUCAGUGCAAUUUAAUAACUGCUUUAUAUAACACUUAACUAAUUGUAAAUUUAAAUUUUGUAUUGUUGCAGGUUAGGAUCUAAGAAUCAACAAUAUUUUAAUUCUUUGCUUUUCUGUUUUUUGAAAAAAUCUUUUUGUAUGAAAAAUAUUCUUCAGAAACCUAGAUAAUGGGCACAAAGGAAAGGAAUAUAAAAAUGUUUCAUUUAUGGAAAUGUCCUCUAUUUGUACCCAGGAUGUGAGCAAAAUCUAUAUGAAUACCUUGUUUAUAAGGGGAAAAAAUCCUUAAUGGAUAAAAUUGUAUUUAUUUUUAUGUUUGGGUUCUGUUGAGUGAUAUGUAGACUUUCUCAAUUACUUCCAAUCAAAAUUUUGUGUUUUUAAUUUGUUAUAUAUUUUUGGAAUAUUAAUACACAAUCAAUUGGUUCUAAUAAUUGUCUCGAAUAUUAAGCCAUUAAGCGCAAUUUAGAAACUGUGUGUGUCCUUGUAUUUGAGGUACAUGGAUAGUAAAUUGUCUUCUGCCCUUUAUGUAAACAUGAACUGAUAAUAUCUGGAUUUUGAAAAGUAGGAAAUUUGAGUUUAAUUUCAUGAGUAGGGACAUCUUGCAUCAAGUUACCUUAGUAGAUAGCCAUGACAUAUUGCUAGAUAGCUACUCCUAGAAUCCCCCAGUUAGCACAAUGGCUAGGGAAUUCUGGGAUUUGAAAGCUAUACAUUUUAAAAUUGCCAAGGUUGAGAAACUUAGUUCUAGAAUAUCCUUACCAAUCUGGCAACUUCCAAACAGCUUGGAUUUGUCUCUUCCAGAAUUCUCAACUAAGUUCUGGUUAUUGCAGUGGUGAAAAGGUCUUCAAAUCAGCUCCUAAAGCUAUGUCUUCAUUGUAAAACAAUAACUCAGCGAAGUUUUAGUAGGCAUUACAACUACUUGGAUUCCAUUAAUACAACUGCUUCCAUUUUAACUAAAAUAAAUGCUUGAUUUGAUUGCACAGUUUUGAUUAUGAUUAUUAGAUUAAGCUUUUGCUGUAAUUCUGUAUUGAAACAUUAAGUUACACUUCAUUUUUGCCUUUUCAAUAUACUUUUAAGAUUUAAUAUUAUAUUGAAAAGAAGAGUGGAGCAUCGCCUAAUUUUGAAUCAUUAUUAUUAUUAUUUUGCAUUUUAUGGUUUAUAUACACAAAUUGUUUUGCUGCAUUCAAAUUUUCUUAUUAAAUAUCCAUAUAAUACUAUAA
Ahaetulla prasina is the source of this 5323-nucleotide messenger RNA. RefSeq names its product meiosis regulator for oocyte development (gene MIOS). NCBI's taxonomy places the organism in Eukaryota, Metazoa, Chordata, Lepidosauria, Squamata, Colubridae. Gene Ontology annotation, cellular component: cytoplasm. Gene Ontology annotation, biological process: cellular response to amino acid starvation; positive regulation of TORC1 signaling. The transcript is spliced from 12 exons. Gene Ontology annotation, molecular function: protein binding. Bases 449 to 3073 code for a protein of 874 amino acids. The record is from RefSeq and is a predicted model, not a curated record.